AUGUCCCCUGCAGGCGAGACUGGCACAUUGUCUACUCCUCCACGCGCCAAUGCAUCAGCUCAUGGUGCUAGCAAAAUAGAAUCCACACCAAACAGCCGUGGGGCUUUCGUCGUCAGUGAGAACAUUGGCCUGGUCGGUGUCCAGGUUAAGAAACUCCGCCCAUGGAUUCAACGCGAUAUUGAACAGGUUAAGGAGUGCAAGGCAGAUGCCAUGCUGCAAGCCCUUCUGCAGCGCGCCUCUUCCGCUCCCGAGACUGAACAGCCCGAGCUUCUGCAAAAGUGCCUCAAGGCGGUCCUACCUGUUUGUAAUGGGCAGGCCUUCACUGCUCUCGUAAACUCUUCUGACGUCGAGAUAGCCCUCAACGAAUACGUAUGUCCAGGAGUAGAAAACAGCUUCUACGGCCCUUUCAUAAGGGCCACUAACAUCGCUCUCGCGUGUCUCGCAGAGAUCAAGGGUGACGGUAUGGGUGCUCCUGUUCCCGCAGUGGACAUGAUAUGCCAGCAGAACGACAUGCCCAUGCACCAAACUCAUCAGACUAAGAAAUCAACUCGGAAGCCUGACCUCGUGAUUCUUCCUUUGGACAGCACAUGCGCUCCCUUCCAGGAUGAGAAGAGCGGCAAGAAGGGCGAACAGAAAGUAGAGAAGGACGACGGGAAGAAUGAUGAAAAGAAUGACGAAAAGCGCAAGAAGAAACGCAGGGCUCAUAUGGACACGAAUGCAACGACAAAACCAAAAAAUCUCCUCUGGAAAGAUGUUCUAGCUUGCAUUGAGUUCAAGAGAAAGACACUAGGGAGGACGAAAGGGAUUAAGUCACCACCCUCUUCGUAUACAGUAACAGACUAUGUCCCUACCAAGCCAGAAUAUCUGCCGGUGGAUCAUCUUCAGGCUGAAGAUCCGGUACCAGGCCCUUCGCAGAUCCCAGUAACACGACCUGCAUCCAACACUGCAUUGCCAUCUUCUGGCCUCACUGCUGCGCAGCCUUCUAAGGGCAGGUCCAGUUCCAAGCGCAAGGCCGUGGACACUUUAGAAUCCGCCGCGAAAAAAUCCAAGAUGAACCCUGGCGACGCAGACGCAGACGCGGAGGCGGAUCUAGAUGUGACCGUCCAAACGGGUCUGUAUGCCGCCGAAAUGUUUGCGGCUAAUCUUGGAGUCAAUCAUCUACUGAAUCUUAUCAUCGUCGACGAUGUAAUGUGGAUCUGGUAUUAUGACCGACAAGGCAUCAUUCAAUGCUCAGGCAUAAACUUCAUUCAAGAUCUCCCGCGAUUCAUGGUGUUAUUGGAUGAAGAUCUUGGAAUGGUGGAUCUGCUGCUUCACACCAGUGACGACGAAAGAGUGACUCACUACGGACUGCAAGGACGGGCCACUAAUGUGGUCGCUGUCACCAGCAAAACGCUCAUGAAGAAAUACGGCAACUUCCAGGAUGGGAUGGUGGCCAAGAUCUUCUGGGGGGAUGCGAGUCGCACUAGCGAGCCGGACAUCUUGAACAAGGUUAGGGAGAUUGCUGAGGUGCACGAUACUGUAAAAGACUAUAUCCCCGAACUGCUCUGGCACCACAGGUUCAUGAAUCCCACGUCCGCCAUCCGAGAAGCGCUCGGUGUUCCUGAACCCACUACGGGAAGUCGCGUGCUCUACAUUCUUGUAUUCCGCAAGCUUCUCCCCAUCACGAAACUUCAGGGGAAAGAGCUUUUCGACGUCUGGCGUCAGUGUAUCUCAUGCCACCUUACUCUGUGGAAGGAAGGGGUCUAUCAUCGAGAUGUCAGCCCUGGCAACCUAAUGUGGUACUGGAAAGACAAGAAGCGCAUUGGUGUCUUAAAUGACUAUGAUAUUUCCUCGUUGGCCAAUGACCAAGGUCCUCGGGGUAACGAGCGCACGGGCACGGUGCCGUUCAUGGCGCGCGAGCUUCUCACCGAAGAUGGUCAACGAGGCAAAGUGAAACACCUAUAUCGCCAUGAUGUGGAGUCAUUCAUGUGGGUUUUUACUUGGAUUUGCUUGCGUUACAGGGAGGGAGUCCUUCUAUCACGAAGAUUACGCCCCUUCGACGAGUGGGCGACGUUAGGCGCCGUUGCAUGUGGCGAAAAGAAGUUAGUUUUUCUUAACAACAUGACAGCUUUCGCACCCUCGGACAUAGACCAAGUUAUAUGGGGGUUCCUUGUGGACUGUUUUGUGGUGCUUAAAAUGGAUGCCGACAACCGAUACUAUCUUGGCCUUAAACGGCCAUGGUCAGUUGAAUACCAGCAGCCCAACGCCGACUCGGAUCUCGAUGCUUUUCUAUCUAAAUUUACAACUUUAGAGGGUUGGGCUAAGCCAGCAAACCCGAGUAAUUUUCUUUACUCCUUACCCUAUACACGGUUUUCUGCUUGUAACUUUCAGCUAUAGAUUCACAAUACAAACGGUCGACCAUUCAAACGUUCACUUCCCAUAGAGUUGUGCGCAAAAGCUGGUAGUAGGGAUUAAUACUUUGAUCAAACGAGCACUCCCAUGACCAUACUUUCUCG
Messenger RNA from Suillus fuscotomentosus, 2495 nucleotides. RefSeq lists its product as uncharacterized. Bases 1 to 2376 code for a protein of 791 amino acids. NCBI's taxonomy places the organism in Eukaryota, Fungi, Basidiomycota, Agaricomycetes, Boletales, Suillaceae. The transcript has 7 exons. The record is from RefSeq and is a predicted model, not a curated record.